AUGAAGUAUAUCUGGCGUCUCCCCCCAUCUUUAUUCCUCAGUUUGGUGAAUGUUUGUUUGGCAAUUCAGGCAAAUUAUGCUCCCUAUUUCUUUGACAAUGGAGCAAGCAGCACGAACGGGAACAUGGCGCUUUUCAGCAUUUCUGAAGACACUCCUGUGGGUACCCACGUCUAUACACUCAACGGAACAGACCCAGAAGGGGAUCCUGUAACGUACGGCAUGAGUUUUGAAACUGGGUCCAGAAGCUACUUUGCUAUUGACGAGAGCAAUGGCAACAUCACUCUGAUUGAGGAACUUGACCGUGAGAGAGAAGAUGAGAUUGAAGUUGUAGUCAGCAUUUCAGAUGGCUUAAGUAAAGUGUCCGAGAAAGUCAGAAUCCUUGUAACUGAUGCCAACGAUGAGAGCCCAGAAUUUCUCAACACUCCUUAUAUAGUCCAAGUCCUAGAGAAUACUCCCUCUGGGAGCAGCAUUUUCAAAACUGAAGCUGUGGACAGAGACACUGGAUCUGGGGGCAGCAUAACCUACUUUCUACAGAAUGUCCAUACAAACAAGUUUACCAUAGAUCGUCACAGUGGCGUCCUUCGCAUCAAAACAGGGAUUACUCUUGACUAUGAAAAAUCAAGAACUCAUUUUGUUACCAUUGUGGCAAAGGAUGGUGGUGGCAAGUUACGUGGGAACAACAAAGUGUUCUCCGCCACAACCACGGUCACUGUCAAUGUAGAAGAUGUUCAGGACACACCACCCAUGUUUGUUGGCACUCCGUACUAUGGAUACGUCUAUGAGGACACCCUGACAGGUUCUGAGGUGAUGACAGUUGCCGCAGUUGAUGGCGAUCGAGGGAAGCCUAACAGCAUUCAUUACACUCUUCUUAACGGAAGUGAAGGGUCCUUUGAAAUAAACAACACAACUGGAGCCAUUUCUGUUAUUAAGAACCCCAUUAAACUGCAAAAAGAAGUGUAUGAACUGAAAGUUCAGGCCUCAGAAAUUGGUCCAGAGGGUGAUAUGGCUGCACAUGCUUUUGCUAUGGUAACAAUAAGAGUUGUUGACCUCAACAAUCACCCGCCAACAUUCUACGGAGAAAAUGGGCUACAGAACCGGUUUGAGGUCACAAUGUAUGAACAUCCACCAGAGGGUGAGAUCCUGAGGGGGCUCAAAAUUACAGUUAACGAUUCAGAUCAGGGAGCAAAUGCCAAAUUCAGCCUCUGCCUUGUUGGUCUCGGUGGCAUCUUCCGUGUUGUCCCUCAGACUGUCCUGAACGAAGCUCAGGUCACCAUAAUAGUAGAAAACUCUGCUGCCAUAGACUAUGAAAAAUUCCAGGUUUUAUCUUUCAAGCUUCUUGCAAUAGAAGUUAACACUCCUGAGAAGUUUAGUUCAACAGCUGAUAUUGUGAUACGACUCUUGGACACCAAUGACAACGUCCCAAAGUUUUCAUCGGAUUAUUAUAUUGCUCGGAUUCCAGAGAAUUCCCCUGGAGGCUCCAAUGUAGUGGCUGUCACAGCAACAGAUCCCGAUUCAGGCCUUUGGGGUGAACUGAAAUAUUCCAUAUAUGGAACAGGAGCAGAUCUAUUCCUGAUCCACCCAUCUACAGGGAUUAUCUAUACACAGCCGUGGGCCACAUUAGAUGCAGAGGUCACUUCUAAGUACAACUUCUAUGUGAAGGCUGAAGAUACAGAAGGGAAAUAUAGCUUGUCUGAAGUCUUCAUUACCGUGCUUGAUGUCAAUGACCACUCGCCAGAAUUCAACAACAACAUCCAGGAAAAAACCAUGGUUAUCGGCUCACUCGUGAAAGUGGAGGCAACAGACCAAGAUGCAGAAGAACCCAACAACAUAGUCGACUACUCCAUUAUGCAAGCAGAUCCAGCCAAUGUGUUUGAUAUCGACCAAAGCACUGGAGAAAUAAAGCUGAAAUCCUACAUCCGGUCCUUGGACAUCAUUCACAACAUCACCAAGAACAAAGACUGCAUAUGGUCAGUGGUCGUACAGGCCAAAGACCGGGGCUCGCCUUCAUUCAGCACCACAGCUGUUCUGAAGAUCGACAUCACAGAAGAGACUCUCCACAAAGGGCCUAUGGCCGCCUUUUUGAUGCAAACAAAAGAUAACCCUUUGAAAGCCUUAGGAGUCCUAGCUGGUGUCAUGGGGGUGAUGGUGAUGAUCACGGUCUUGAUCUCUACCGCCACGUUCUGGCGUAAUAAGAGAUCCAACAAAGUCAUGCCGGUGAGGCGAAUCAUUAAAAAAAGACAGAACUAUCAACCCCGGACGGUCAGGCUGGAGUGGCUGAAGAUCAAGAGCUCUGCCAACGUUUCUGAGAAGUUUGUGGCCCAAGAAGAUGUUAGCAGUGUGCAAAAUGAGAACGGGAACAACAACUUGCUCCAGGUGCUGCCCCCUUUGCCGCCGACAGCCCCGGUCCCACCUCCCGCCCCGACGUUCAAGGCAAGCCUCUCUGAAUGGAGAGUGCCCACUGUGUCCGGAUGCCUGAGCCCCAAGAUCAGAAGCAAACAGGGGAAGAAAAAGGGCUCCGCUAGCACGGCCCACAAUGCCCUGGUGUCUGAGCUCAAGCUGAGGUUUGAGAAGAGAAAUGCAGGCUUUGGCCACCUUCAUGUUUAG
Messenger RNA from Eublepharis macularius, 2604 nucleotides. It is a transcript of the gene CDHR1, whose product is annotated as cadherin related family member 1. The record is from RefSeq and is a predicted model, not a curated record. Bases 1 to 2604 code for a protein of 867 amino acids. Gene Ontology annotation, molecular function: calcium ion binding. Gene Ontology annotation, cellular component: plasma membrane. Gene Ontology annotation, biological process: homophilic cell-cell adhesion. Lineage: Eukaryota; Metazoa; Chordata; Lepidosauria; Squamata; Eublepharidae. The transcript is spliced from 18 exons.